AUGGAUAUCGACGACAUUCUCGCCUCCGUCGACCGCGGCCCCGGCGCAAGCCCGGAAUCCGCCGCCCUCGACCACCAACAAUUAACGCGCUUCUGGGUCGCCGAACGCGCCGUCUCGGAGGUUCUACCCUGGCCGGCGCCAUUAAUGGAGCGAAUGAUGGAUCGCGUGCGGAUUCAGAUCGAAACAAUCGAAGACCUCGCCGCAUCAUCCGCAGACACAGACAUGUCCAACACAUCACACACUCACGCACAAACACACAACCCCAAUCUGAACCUCCGCCUCUCAGUCCUCCAAACAGACCUCGCCAGAACCCAAUACAUAAUCCGCUCUCUUCUACGCGCACGCCUCGCAAAGCUCACAAAACACAGCAUGCACUACCUCGUGCAACUAGCCUCUCGAAACAAAAACCCCCUCUCAACAUCCUCACAAUCCCAAUCCCAAACACAAUCUUCCGCCGGUCCAAACACAACACCCGAAGACUCCAUCCCGGACAUCUCAUCGCUCAUAGAUACAUCACCGCUCUCCGGACCGGAAACCUCCUUCGUCCACGCGCACCAGACACUACUGGCCGGACACUAUGGGGGCUCGUUUUUGGGCGCGUUUCCGCGACAAUUGAGAAGGUUGGAUGAUAAUGCUGGUGGGACGAGUAUGGUGCAGGGGCCGGAGAUCAAGGAGGUUUGUUUUGUUAGGUGUCUUGGGGCGGAGGUGCCUGUUUUGUUGGAUGGGGAGGAUGGAGUUGAGGAGAUUGGUGUUAGGAUGCGGAUGGGGGAUGUUUGGGUUGUUAGGUGGGAGGGGGUUAGGAGGGCUUGGGAGAGGGGGGAGGUGGAGUUGUUGUGA
Molecule: messenger RNA, 837 nt
Organism: Penicillium subrubescens
Lineage: Eukaryota; Fungi; Ascomycota; Eurotiomycetes; Eurotiales; Aspergillaceae
Gene: sld5
Product: putative GINS DNA replication complex subunit Sld5
Exons: 2
Coding region: 1-837 (278 amino acids)
Biological process (GO): double-strand break repair via break-induced replication; DNA-templated DNA replication
Cellular component (GO): GINS complex
Source: RefSeq, a predicted model, not a curated record